Parasteatoda tepidariorum (common house spider) is the source of this 1356-nucleotide messenger RNA. Its product is annotated as very-long-chain 3-oxoacyl-CoA reductase. Lineage: Eukaryota; Metazoa; Arthropoda; Arachnida; Araneae; Theridiidae. Gene Ontology annotation, cellular component: endoplasmic reticulum. Gene Ontology annotation, molecular function: oxidoreductase activity. The record is from RefSeq and is a predicted model, not a curated record.
AAGAAUAUAGAAUGUAAUUUUAUUUAUACAUAGGGAAGUCCAGCUAUAUCUCUACCAAUUGAAAUCAAAACUAUACAUGUCAUAAUGAAAAUAAAUUCCUUGUACUAUACAGAAGGGUCAGCGCAUUUGUUUGCGCAGGUGCCAGACGCUUCAUUGUAUUUCAAAUUUCGGUUGUUAUGAAAACAGUCAGGAAGUUUUAUUAAGAACAUUUCGAAAGUUACAAAAAUGACUUUUUCCAACUUAAUCCUCUCUUAUUCGUUUUAUAAAUGGGUCGGCAGUAUCAUUGUUGGUGUAAAGUUGCUUAAAAUAUCGUACUUCAUUCUGUGGAAUAUUUCGUAUCGCAUUCGGGAAUACUUUGAAAUCGGUAUCAUUCGCCCACAUAUUGGUAAAUGGGCAGUAAUUACUGGUGGAACUGAUGGAAUAGGGAAGGCUUAUGCGGAAGAGCUGGCUAAAAGAGGAUUCUCCAUUUGCUUAAUUAGUCGAAAUAUAGAGAAGUUGAACACUGUUAGCAAAGAACUAGAAGGUAACUACAUCAUUGAGACGAAAUCGAUAAAUGUGGAUUUCACGGCUGGUCCUGAAAUAUAUUCAGAAAUUGCAGAAGAACUUUUAAAAUUAGAAGGUGGAAUAGGAGUACUAGUUAAUAAUGUGGGAAUGAGCUAUAAAUACGCCGAAUAUUUCCACGCAGUGCCAGAUGGAUCAAAUUUCAUGAUGAAUUUGAUCAAUUCAAACAUCACAUCCUGCACAAUGAUGAUGAAAAUUGUGCUGCCAUAUAUGGUGAAUAAGAAAGGAAUCAUCAUUAAUAUAUCUUCAUUGUUGGCUGUUUAUCCAAUGCCAUUCUUGUCAACUUAUGCUGCAUGCAAAGUGUAUGUCGAUUAUUUGUCGAAAGCAGUUCAAUAUGAAUAUAAAGACAGUGGAGUUAUUAUACAGAGCGUUCUCCCGGGAUAUGUGGCGACAAAGAUGUCCAACAGAAAACCUAGGUUAGAGGUACCUUCAGCAAAGGAAUUUGUAAGCAGUUCCAUAAAGACAAUUGGAUAUGAAUCGCAUACUUAUGGAUACAUUGUCCACAGGAUGAGGGGUUUCCUCCAUGAAUGGUUGAAGUCCCAUAUGCCCGCAAAUGUAAAUCUUGCUAUUUCUGGUUACAUAAUGCGAAAGAACAGGGACAGCUAUUACAAGAAACAGCAGAAGAAAUCUUUGGUGUUAGAAUAAAGGAAAAUUAUACAUAGUUACUUCAUUUUUGCUUGUUAAAUAUUUUUUUAAAUGUUAAAUGAAAAGUAUUUGUUUUAAAAUAAAGUAUAUGUGCAAGUAGAAAUGAGCUUAUCAAUUAUUGAACUCGUUUGUUGUAUUUUUUUGUUGAUA